GGAAAUAAAGGUGUUUUAUAAGAAGAUGGUAGGAGCUGGCACAGCUGUUAAAGAGACUCCAGAGAUCGAAAGAGUAAAGAAAAAUCAGCAGAAUAUUAGUUCGAUUAAAUACAAAGAAGAAAUUCAGCAUGCAACUCCUAUUUCUGAUCCACCUGAACUAAGGAGAAUCAAGGAAAAUCAGAAGAACAUAAGCAAUGUUCACUAUAAAGAGCAGCUCUGCAAAGCUACACCUGUAAGUGUCACUCCGGAGAUUGAAAGAGUGAAGAGGAAUCAAGAGAAUGUCAGCAUGGUUCACUACAGAGAGCAGCCUGGCAAAGCUACUGCUGUGAGCAUCACUCCGGAGAUAGAGAGAGUCAAGAAGAAUCAAGACAAUAUCAGCUCGGCAAGUUGUUUGAAUCUUUUUGUCAUUUAUAUUUUCAGUCAUUUGAGGUAUCUAACAAGGAUUUACUUUUGCAUUUAAAUUUGAUACGUCUGGUAAAUGUAACUGCAUCAUCCAUUGUAAAUUUUUUUUUAAUCCUUUGAAUACAUGACUGCAGUAAUGGGCAACAAAAAUAUUAAGAUUUUUGGUUGUUCUUACAAAACAUGUAAGAGAUCAGGAGAUCAGUCAUUCUUUCAAGAACCUUUAUCUCUUGUUACCAAGUUUCAGUUGAUAGAUUUCAGGAGUAAAAUAUGGUCGAGGAAUAUGGAUAGAGGAAAUGAGAACU
This is a messenger RNA of Meleagris gallopavo (turkey), 704 nucleotides long. NCBI's taxonomy places the organism in Eukaryota, Metazoa, Chordata, Aves, Galliformes, Phasianidae. The record is from RefSeq and is a predicted model, not a curated record.